CGGGAAUUAUAAACCAACAUGGCGGAGAGUGUAACACAUGUUCCAAGCUCGGAAGGUGUCGAUGUUAAAAUGGACUCUGAACAGGAAGAAUUUUCACGCGUGAAACGAAAAUCAAGAAAGAGGAAGCUUCAACAAGCAGAAGAAGCCGGACAAACAUCAAUGGACACGACCGAGGCUGCCCCAAAGAGACCCAACUUCCCUCCCAUAAGCGGAGAGAAACUCAUGGGUGGAAAGUCAGAUAUGAGGAAAAUAGCAGUACCAGCAAACAGAUACACACCUCUUAAAGAAAAUUGGAUGAAAAUUUUCACACCCAUAGUUGAACAUUUGCACUUACAAAUUCGAUUUAAUCUUAAAAGCAGGAAUGUGGAACUAAAGACAUGCAAAGAAACAAAGGACAUAGGGGCAUUACAAAAAGGGGCAGAUUUUGUCAAAGCUUUUACUUUAGGUUUUGAUGUAGAGGAUGCCCUAGCAUUGGUUAGACUUGAUGACCUAUAUUUGGAAUCCUUUGAAAUUACAGAUGUCAAACCGCUGAAAGGUGAUCACUUAUCAAGAGCAAUUGGGAGAAUAGCAGGAAAAGGGGGAAGAACAAAGUUUACAAUUGAAAAUGUUACAAAAACAAGAAUAAUUUUAGCAGAUACGAAGAUACAUAUUCUGGGCUCCUUUCAAAACAUAAAGAUAGCAAGAACAGCUAUAUGUAGUCUUAUUUUGGGGAGUCCUCCAUCCAAGGUAUAUGGAACUAUGCGUUCAAUUGCAGCUCGUUCUUCGGAAAGAUUAUGAUAAAAAAUAUUAACAUUGGACUAAGUGGAAUUAUGUCAAAUUUCUCCAACAUAGUUUUUUUUUUCUUAAUCUGAAAAUAUGUAGAGAUAACUGUAGUCACAGCAGGAAUCAAGUCUUCUACAUCAACCCCAAACUGGGAAAAAUUUAUGACUGAUUCAGGAUUCCUAGGACAAUUUCACCAUGCUUAUUUAUUUGUACAUAUUUAUAAAUAUAUAUUUGGAUGGAAUCGUGCAAUGUGAUUGCAAGAAAGGACAAAUUAUAACUCUUUUGUUAAGACAGAUGAAUCGGAGGUCAAUUUUGUUGAGAAACUCCAAGGAGUUGAUUUUUUACUGUGACACGUUGAAGCAGUAAAUGCUCAUUGUUAGCAGUUCCUAAUUUUAGUAAAAAACAUUACAUACUAAAUUGAAAUUCAUAAUUGACUUGCUUUUUUCCUCAGUAUGACAAGUACAUUUGAUAUCCAUCUAGGAAGUGUUUAUGAAAAUAAUUGUAUUUUAACAUCUGGUCAUUAACAUAAUGGCCUGUGGAUUAAUGAUCUAAUAUUUGAGUAACACAUUUGGCAAACUAAGUUAAACCCAUGAUAACUACCCGGAAUAAUAAUAUUUUUGGCAGCAACGUAAUAAAGCAACAG
This is a messenger RNA of Lingula anatina, 1405 nucleotides long. RefSeq names its product RNA-binding protein PNO1. Lineage: Eukaryota; Metazoa; Brachiopoda; Lingulata; Lingulida; Lingulidae. Gene Ontology annotation, cellular component: nucleus. The record is from RefSeq and is a predicted model, not a curated record. Gene Ontology annotation, molecular function: RNA binding.